AUGAAAGAAGUCUUAUCUCAAGGAUACGGGUACGGAUUUGCUCUUGGCCUCGGUUCCGCAUUUGCUAUCAUCAUGAUUUCCCUUUCGUGGGGUUUGAAAAGAUAUGCUGGAGAAGUUCAGAACUCUGAACAUUUUUCCACAGCAUCGCGUUCAGUGAAAUCAGGUCUCAUUGCUUCAUCGACAGUUUCAGCUUGGACAUGGCCCGCUACUAUUUUGACUUCUGGAGCAUGGGCUUACGAAUUUGGUAUUGGAGGUCCCUUCAUGUACGCCUGUAUAGGUACAUUUCAAGUGUUUCUUUUCGUGCUCCUUGCCAUCGAAAUUAAGCGAAAUGCACCAGGGUGUCACACGGUUGCACAGCUCUUGUAUGUUCGUUUCGGUAAAUGGGGACAUAUUUGUUAUUUGUGCUACUGCAUUAGUACUAACAUUUUGGUUUCAUCGUUGCUUUUACUUGGUGGUAGUCAAGCUUUUUCAGCCGCUACUGGAAUGCAUGUAGUUGCAGCUUCACUUUUAUUACACUUGGAGUUUGUGUUUAUACCCUUGUUGGUGGGUUGA
Molecule: messenger RNA, 552 nt
Organism: Priceomyces carsonii
Lineage: Eukaryota; Fungi; Ascomycota; Pichiomycetes; Serinales; Debaryomycetaceae
Exons: 1
Coding region: 1-552 (183 amino acids)
Biological process (GO): putrescine transport; spermidine transport; urea transmembrane transport
Cellular component (GO): plasma membrane
Molecular function (GO): spermidine transmembrane transporter activity; putrescine transmembrane transporter activity; urea transmembrane transporter activity
Source: RefSeq, a predicted model, not a curated record